UUUAGGUCAAUGGCAAAAUGAUACGAAUAUUAACUGAUAAGUCUUAAGAGUCUAGUCUAGUAAUAGAAUUAAAUUUAAACAGAUAUAUCUAAAUCUAGAUAUAGAAUCUAGAUCUACUAGUGAUCGGUCUAGUCUAUAGUCUAUACAAUAACAAUAAUAGAGUCUAGAUCUAUAAAGAAUUUACCAGAGACUAUAAAGACCAAAAUGGCUAGAGGUUACGAUUUAACUUCAGAUGCUGGUACAAAAGAGUACUUACGAGAUGUUGAAAUUGAAUAUCAAUUUCAAUGUCUGGAUCAAAAGGAAGUUGAUGGAUGUCAUCGAUUGGGAGAGUUUUUGGAAAAUAUCAGAAAAAAUACCACAGCUGCAGCAGCUAUUUAUAAAGAAAACUGUGAUAAAGGCAACUAUGCCAGAAGUUGUCUUAAAUAUGGUCAUUGUCUAAACUUUGGAAACGGUGUGAAGGAAGAUAAAACAGCUGCUUUACAGUACUUUGAGAAGACUUGUAAGUUAGGGAAUGGCUCUGGAUGUUUUUAUGCAGGACACAUUGACCUGAAAUUGAGUUUAGCAGAGGGAAAGACUCCUGAUAAAGCUGUCCAACUGAUGUCGCAGUCAUGUGACCUGAAAUGUUCUGAAGGCUGUUUUAUUCUAGCCUCUUGGCAUUUACUUGGUCGCUACACAGAUAAAGACCUUAGAAAAGCCUUUGAAUUGAAUCAGAAAGGUUGUAACUUGGAAAAUGUAGGUUGCUGUAGUAAUUUAAGUAUCAUGUACCGACAUGGUCAUGGUACUAACAAGGACUUAUCUUUGGCAACAGAGAUGAAGAAACGUGCAGAGCAAUAUUCUGCUGACCAUUUAAAAAAACAGCCAGUUUUAAAAGUUAAUGAAUAAUUUGUUUAAAAAGCUUGUUUGAAAAUAAAAAAUUGUUUAAUAUUU
Molecule: messenger RNA, 927 nt
Organism: Biomphalaria glabrata
Lineage: Eukaryota; Metazoa; Mollusca; Gastropoda; Planorbidae
Product: cytochrome c oxidase assembly factor 7 homolog
Exons: 4
Coding region: 205-882 (225 amino acids)
Cellular component (GO): mitochondrial intermembrane space
Molecular function (GO): protein binding
Source: RefSeq, a predicted model, not a curated record